CGAUAAACCCUCAGUUCUCGCACUAUCUAAAAGCUCCGAUAUUAAUGCACACCAAUGCAAGGCAUUCAGAAUAACAGUGACAUAUUAACCAAGAUAUCCAGCUAAACACCUUACUGCUCUAAAACUCGGAAAGACCCAGAAACAGGGCAGAGUCGGAAUAUGGCUAACACCGUGGAGAGAUGAGUGAGGCUACCUUUGUUUGUUGUUUUUUUCUCCCAUGAGGUUGUAGUGCAUUAAAGCACACCUGAUCAGGUGAUCAGCCACCCAAACAAGCAUGGGGAAACUACAGAGCAAGUUCCGCCGGCGCUCGGACUUGUACAGGGCCAAAGAGGGUUCGGAAACUGUACCUGUGCCCCGGGUAGUACAGUAUGAACCCGCCCACACAGAUGCCAUCAACUGUGUGACCAGCCUGACCUCUGACCUGUGUGUGUCAGGAGGGCAUGACCAGGCUGUUGUUGUGUAUGACUGGAGAGCUGGAAAAUUGUGUAAAGCAUUCUUGGGCCAUAACAGAGAAGUUACUAAGUUGUGUUGUUUUUCAGGAAAUACCUGGAUCUUCAGUGCAUCUCGUGAUAAGACAGUACUUAUGUGGGAUCUGGGUCGAGACAAAGAACCUGUCCAGGAUUUCUGUGGCCAUGAGCUUGUAGUUAAUGGAGUAGCAAUCAGUCCAGAUGGGUCAAAGCUGUGCACAGGCUCUCGGGAUAACUCCAUGUGUCUCUGGGACAUUGAGUCAGGAAAGUGUCUGCAGAGAAACACCAUCUCAAGGAACCUGGUGACCCAUGUAUGCUGGGUACCAGGAAGCACAUCCAUUGUCCAAACCUCAGAAGACAAAACUAUUAGGGUGUGGGAUAGUCGAACCUGGCAGGUCACUAACACAUUUCCAGCAAAGCAGUAUAUUCAGACUCACUGUGACAUCAGUCCAAAUUGUUACCACCUGCUGUCAUCCAGCAACGGCUUCGGUGGGCAGGGCUGUGAAGCCACAUUGUGGGACCUCAGGCAGCCCGGCUGUAAGGUGACUGAAUACAGAGGGCACCUGCAGACAACAGCGUGCUGUGUGUUUGUGCCUUCUCGGCCCGGGUGUCCUGCACUCGUGGCUUCAUCAUCAUAUGACAGCUCAGUCAAAAUAUGGGACCAGAACAAUGCAGCAUGUUUGUGCACAUUAACGUUGGACGGUUCGGGGCCUUUGGUGUCUCUGGCUCCGUGUGACUCUAGUAAUCUCUUAUGUGCCAGUUUUAACACUGGACUUCACCAGCUUCAUCUAGAUCAGGGAGCAGCGGUCAGCCUCAGUGAAGUGGCUUGCUUCUGACCUACUGGACCAACUGCAAAACAAAGUGAACAGUUAAUGUAACAACUUUCAGAACUGGAACUCAAGAGAAUUGUAUCGGGAAACGAGAAUGUACACUGGAUGGCCAAAAGUACAGUAUGUGGACACUUCCUAAUUAACAGGUUCGGCUGUUUCAGCUACACCCAUUAUUAACAACAGGUGCGUAAAAUCAAACUUGCAGUUACUUUUACACUUUAUUUUGGCCAUGUAGUGUAAUAUUACUUGAUUAUAUGAACCAAUAAAUGGGUGGAAAUGCUUCAACCAAAUGGUACAAAGGAGAAUGCUUGGAGGUAGCUUCCCACCUAGAUUUACUGGCAAUUACUUAAGUUUCCCAAACAUAGCCAAGUUCAGGUCAAAGAAUAACCUUGAGAUAAGAUUAGGUGCUUUAAAUCUUUUCUUUUUUCUUUUAGAGUUUUGUGUUAUUGUCAGAACAAAUAUAGGCAAUAAAAUUCUGCUCCAUUGUAUUUUUGGAGACCUUUAAUUUGCACUAUGUAAUGGCUAACAGGUCGACAAUAAUUCACUGACAAAAUCAUUAAUGCAGGACUUGACUUCUCUCACUGGCUCUCUCAUUUCCCCACUCUUUCUCUCUCCUACUACAAACACAGUUACAGUGGCCCCAAAAAGUAAAUAAAGACAUGAAAAUCCAAGAACUUAACUAGACUUGACUAUAACUAUGUCCAUGAACAAACCAUGAAGACAAUGUUACACAAUGACAUAGACUGGAACUAGGAAGUAAACUUAAAAAUAAAAGACAUGAACAAAAGCACACAUAAAAACAUGUGACAUAUGGAGUUUGGCCUGGCGAGGAGGACCUGGGAUGUGGAGCAUGGCCUGGCGAGACAGACGUGGGCUGUGGACCAGGUCCUGAUGAGAGAGAUGUGGGCUGUGGAGCAGAGGCUGAUGAGGCAGCGUGGCAUGGUGACGCUUACAAGGCGGAGGCGGAGACCAAGGCAUCAAGGCGGCCGGGGACGCAGUGGUCAAGGCGGCAUAGCAUGACGAGGCAGACAUGGCGACAUGACAAGGCAGAUGUGGUAGCAUAGUAUGACGAGGCAGACGUGGUAGCAUAGUAUGACGAGGCAGACGUAGCAGCAUGGCAUGACGAAGCAGAUGAGGUAGCACGGCAUGACGAGGCAGACGUGGCAGCAUGGCAUGAUGAGGUGGUAGCAUGGCAUGAUGAGGCAGACGUGGAAGCAUAGCAUGAUGAGGCAGACGUGGUAGCAUGGCAUGACGAGGCUGCAUGGCAUGACGAGGCAGACGUGGCAGCCGAGGCUUCUGGCGCUGGCUCUGGGAUGGCCGAGACUUCAGGCGCAAGUUCAUGGACCGUGGCAGGUGUGAGCGCUGGCUCGUGGACCGUGGCAGGCGUGGAGGCCACUGUAGGAGUGCGGAGUUCCUCAUUAGCCACUCCCACAGUGAAAGACGAACCGUUCAGUUGCAGGGCAAAGUCAAUAUAUUGGACCAGAGUCCAGUUAAUUAAACCUCCAGGCAUUCAGGAGUAGAUGGGCUCAUUUAGCCUGCAUGGAAAAAGUCCUUGAGAGCAAUGUCAUUAAAAUUAACCAAAUGACAAAGCCCACAAAACUCCAAAACAUAGUCUUCAGUGGGUCUAUCCCCUUGACGCAACCGCAGGAGGGUUUAUGAUGAUUAGUCAGGUAUUCUGUAAUGUUGAGCAAGACGGGCAGGAGACGAAGACGACGAUGAUGUGAACCCAAGUGCAGUUUAUUAAAUAAAGACAUGAAAAUAUCCAGAACCAUGAACUUAACUAGACUUGACAAUAACUAUGACCAUGAACAAACCAUGAAGACAGUGUUACACAAUGACAUAGAUAGGAACUAGGAAGUAAACUUCAAAAUAAAAGACAUGAUCCAAAAUAUGAACGAAAACACGUGACAGUUAUAGAGAUUAUAAGUAUUACUAAUCAGAUUGAUCAAGUUACAAAAAGUAUACUCAUGGCUAGUAUUAACAGUGAUUGUAUUGACCUUCCAGGUUAGGCUGUGGAUUUUUGCAUGCAUGUCACUUCUGCAGGUUGAUUUUACAAGAAAAAAAAUAGAGCCCAUACUGUUUAAAAUGGAGACAAAAUGUAUUUGGUCACUUUGUGUUUUUCAAACGUUAGUGGAACAUGGUCAUAGUUAAUGUGCUGAACUCCAUCUGUAGUUACUCUGCUUGGACACGACUUGAGACCUAAAGUGAAGAUAGUUCUGAGAAAAGGUCUAGCAUAAAUUGUUUGCAGAUGCUGUUUGCUUUGAUAUUUUGUAUCUAAUCUAUAAUGUGGCUUAAAAUAUUCUUUUGGGGCCUGUGUAAGUACACACACUCAGGGUUUUGUCAUUUGGGUAAACUGAAUAAUUUUUCACUGAUACGCUGUUUGAACUUACACAUAAACACGUUCAAACAUUUGCGUAAAUGGUCUGAUCUUGUAUUUAAUACACUGGAGAGGGUGAUAAUGGGAAAAUGUGGCCAUUUAGUGAAUUUAUUAUAAAGAGAACAAACUUUGUCAAUAUUGUCAAAUUGAAUGAUCAGACAUAUAAGAAUGGGAAGGCAGUGGAAAUCUGUGAUGCAAAGUAGGGAUGGGCAUGAGUACUCGAGUACUCGGGUACUCAGACAUGGCAGCAAUGAUCGAUCAUGAAAACGAUGAUCGAUAGUGAUCACGCAUGAUGUGACUUUUCACUUAAUUCGAAAUCCAGUGACAUUUACCUGACAACUAAACACAAACAUAGAGGGAGCUUAUUUUUAAUUUUGAGAUUGAGUACGUUGUGGAUUUAAGGGGUACAUUGAUUGUCAGAAACGUCUCAUAGCAACCAAAUUGAUACAACACUGCAAUGCUAUCGUUACGAUAAUCAAAAGAGAGUGUAAUUAUCCGUGUUUUGAACACCUGUCUCUGCAAAACGUUUGCUAAACACGUUUUAUUGUCAUUUCAUGUAAGAACUCAUUUCAUGGAUAUUAUGGAUAUUAUUUAGUAAAUGUUUGUCACUGACCGUAAACCUCCCUGCCCUGCGUGAAGUAACACGCACCUGCAUCUCGACGAAAUGGGAGCUGAAGAUUUCUGCACGAGUUUCCAAGUUAGAUGUCCAAUAUAAAGUGUCAUUCCGUUGCACUUUCCCCAGUUGAAAGGUGGAAAUUCAGACUCUCCGAGUUGAAUGGAACACUUUAUGAAUCACAGCAACAACAAAACAGUGCACACACACACACACACACACACACACACACACCAGGCGCGUGUGGCAGUGGACUCAACGUGCUGAAGCAAUGCAUAUACAGCAGGCGAGUGUUUCAAACAACUAGACAGAGCUAGACAGAGUGCAGCUAAAUGGAACACAAUGCAGCAUCUUCAAACUGAACUUCAAUUUAACACGCAUAUUAAAAACGCAAUGGUUAUGGCAUUUCCUGUUAUUUGAAAAUAGACGGUUCAGACAGUCACUAAAAAAACUGGUGCGUGCUUACUAAGAUUACUAUGGUAACCUGAAGGAAGAACAGACAGAUGUGCGUUGGGCACAUUCCUUCAGAGUUGGACAGCGAAUCUUCACAUAAUGAUAAAAUAUGAUGCAUUAUAUUUUUAAACUUUUGCACAUUUUGUAACAUAUUAUUUUAUAACAGCCUAUAAUAAUGAAUAGACGAUACACUGGAACAACAAGGCACAGUGCAGCAGCCAUAGAUGUUUGUCAGACAUGUUAUUAUAUAUACAGUUAUGAACAUGUAAUCGCCCCUCGAGUAAUCGACAAGUACUCGAGUAAUUAGUCUGAGUACUCGAGUAGACAAAAUGACCAAAAUGCCCAUCCCUAAUGCAAAGUGGUUUUCUUAUAACACUUUUUUAAAUCAGAGAAUAUUGUUUUUCCAAUACACACACAUUUUGUAUAUAAAUAUGCAUUUAAUUACGAGCGAAUGUCAGUGUUUUGAUGAUUUUUUAUUUUUAUUUUUAUCAAAGACAUACAAACACAAACACCAAAGCGCAUAUUUGGAAUAAUAAACAGUGGCCCCAAAAAGUAUUUGGACACUUAAGUCACACUUAAAAUGUUUGAAUAUCAUUGCAUUAGAUGACAAACCCACUUUUUUAGUUGCUUUCACAGGUGCAGUUAAGCACAUUAACUAUGGACAAGUUCCACUAACGUUUGACAGCCAGAAAGUGUCCAAAUAUCUUUUAUAUACCUUUCAUUUUGAACAUUGCAUUAUCAUGCAAUCUGUCUUUAAAAUAAGAGCCACUUGAUUUAAAAAAAAAAUAAAAAAUUGUAUUACGCAGUGACAUUUUAAAGUGUGACCUAAGUAUCAAAAUAACUUUUGGGGUCACUGUACAACAUUGUAGAAGAAUAUUGAUGAACUGACAGCAGAAAAGACAGUCAUGCGCCAUACAGUAUGUUUCACUGAGACACAAUAAAGGUUACACUGAUGCAAGUGUUUAUUUGACUAGUAUGUAAAUGCUGAAGUGUCGAGUUAUCAAUUUGAAGGAAAUGUUUUUAUGUAUUUGCACAUUAUAUGAUACAUUAU
Messenger RNA from Myxocyprinus asiaticus (Chinese sucker), 5791 nucleotides. Its product is annotated as WD repeat-containing protein 31-like. NCBI's taxonomy places the organism in Eukaryota, Metazoa, Chordata, Actinopteri, Cypriniformes, Catostomidae. Gene Ontology annotation, molecular function: protein binding. The transcript has 10 exons. The coding region runs from base 275 to 1303 and encodes 342 amino acids. The record is from RefSeq and is a predicted model, not a curated record.